Molecule: messenger RNA, 1086 nt
Organism: Penicillium bovifimosum
Lineage: Eukaryota; Fungi; Ascomycota; Eurotiomycetes; Eurotiales; Aspergillaceae
Product: alternative oxidase
Exons: 3
Coding region: 1-1086 (361 amino acids)
Biological process (GO): alternative respiration
Cellular component (GO): mitochondrion
Molecular function (GO): alternative oxidase activity
Source: RefSeq, a predicted model, not a curated record
AUGAAUACCCUAUCAGUUAGGGCCCCCUUGCAGGCGGCGGCAAGGCAGCGUUAUCUGCACAUGGCUGUCCGAGCCUACUCAGGUGUUGCAGCGACAGCUUUUGGCCCCGCAUGUGGGGACAGGAAACGCACGUCACCACUCAGCCUUACCUCUAAGCGCCCCAUCUCGUCAACAUCUCAGAAACAAAUCACAGAAUACUUCCCGCCCCCAAAGGCCCCAAAUGUCAAGGAAGUGGAAUCACCAUGGGUACAUCCAGUGUACACGGAGGCCCAAAUGCGAAACAUCACCAUCGCGCACCGACAAGCCACAAAUUGGUCCGACUGGGUUGCCCUAGGCACCGUCCGCAUGUUCCGAUGGGGCAUGGACAUGGCGACUGGAUACCAGCACCCGAAGCCCGGCGAAGUACUCCCCGAUAGAUUCAAAAUGACGGAAGAGAAAUGGCUAUCGCGGUUCGUCUUCUUGGAAAGUGUGGCCGGUGUCCCCGGAAUGGUGGGCGGCAUGCUGCGACAUCUCCGGAGUCUUCGCAAGAUGAAGAGAGACAAUGGAUGGAUCGAAACCCUGCUCGAAGAAGCAUUCAACGAACGCAUGCACCUUCUUACUUUCCUCAAGCUAGCCGAGCCUGGCUGGUUCAUGCGCCUGAUGGUUCUCGGUGCCCAAGGUGUCUUCUUCAACGGCUUCUUCCUGGCAUACCUGGCUUCGCCACGCAUCUGCCACAGAUUCGUGGGAUAUCUCGAAGAGGAGGCUGUCAUUACCUACACCCGUGCGAUUGAGGAGUUGGAGACAGGGAAGCUUCCACACUGGGAAGAUCUCGACGCACCCGCGAUUGCGAUCCAAUAUUGGCAAAUGCCAGAGGGUCAGCGCAAGAUGAGAGAUCUUUUGCUCUUUAUCCGCGCGGACGAGGCCAAACACCGCGAGGUCAAUCACACCCUGGGUAACCUCGACUUCGCCAUUGAUCCCAAUCCCUACCAAACCGAAUACAUCGACCCGACUCGAGACCACCCGACCAAGGGCAUUGAAAACAUAAAGCCAGAGGGAUGGAAGCGAUCGGAUAUCUUUGGGUCUAGGCCGAAAGAUGUGCAGAGCUGA